AUGCGUCCCUCGGCGCUUCGGGCGAGGUUUUGGACCUCAGCGCGCCGUCGGCUGGGCUUCCCGCCCGGGGCGGGGGUGGGGGGCGUGGCUUCCGGGGCCACUUCGCGUCACCCCGCCCGCGGUGCUGCCGCGCGGGGGAUGGCGGCGGGCGCGCGGCGGCGGCUCCUCCCGGCCUGGAUGGGGGCGGCGGGGGACGAGCGGGGGGCGGCUGCGCCCCCCAAGGCCGGGCGGCGGCGGGCGGCGGCAGGGCCCAGGGCGGCGGCGGUGGUGGUGUACUGCAUGAACGAGGCGGAGCUGGUGGACGUGGCCCUGGCGGUCCUGGCCGAGAAUCUACAGUGCGAGGAAGGUGAGGAGAAGGCCCGGUCCGGGAGCAAAGAGGAGCAGGAGCUCCAGCCAACACCAAACGAGGCUCCCAGAAGCACAGCCAGCACGGGGGGAGGCAGUGACCGCAGUCCAGCUCUCCCAUCGCCUCCUGACGCUGGUGCCGGUGCUGACGCAGAGAGGACAGGCUGGGAGGACUCUGAGGACGAUGUUCUGAAAUACGUCAGGGAGAUCUUUUUCAGCUAAUGUUGCCUUCUCUGCGGCUUGCCAGGAACAAAGGGGACAGUGAGGAGGGUGUCCCCUCCCACAGCAUUGAGGAUGGUGGGAGGAGGGCCUGGAGUGGGCUGUGUAUCUGCCGUGUUGGUGGCCUAUGGAACUGGUAGGAGGCCCAUGAAGGCCAUGGGGGAAAAGGAAGGCAGCACUCACUUCUCCCAGUGUGCGCUGGGUUCAGUGGGAUUUGGCGCCAGAUUAGGUCAUGUUCAUUUCUGUUUAGCAUCUCAGAGCGUGGACAGAUUAAAGAGGACGUUCGGGUUUCUGUGAGUG
Gymnogyps californianus (California condor) is the source of this 864-nucleotide messenger RNA. RefSeq names its product cell cycle regulator of NHEJ (gene CYREN). The transcript is spliced from 4 exons. Bases 1 to 567 code for a protein of 188 amino acids. Gene Ontology annotation, cellular component: nucleus; cytoplasm. Gene Ontology annotation, biological process: double-strand break repair via nonhomologous end joining; negative regulation of double-strand break repair via nonhomologous end joining. The record is from RefSeq and is a predicted model, not a curated record. Lineage: Eukaryota; Metazoa; Chordata; Aves; Accipitriformes; Cathartidae.